Molecule: messenger RNA, 702 nt
Organism: Anopheles moucheti
Lineage: Eukaryota; Metazoa; Arthropoda; Insecta; Diptera; Culicidae
Exons: 1
Coding region: 68-679 (203 amino acids)
Source: RefSeq, a predicted model, not a curated record
GGCGAUAAAACAAUAAACAAUAUUGACCACAUUGUGUAUUUGCAGCCUCCGCUUGUUAUGGCUGCCCAUGUUCCUUAUGAGUUUAGUGCAACAGAUUGCGGGACAGUUUAAGAUUGUUAAUCACAACACUGCCAACCUGACCACCUACCCAUCGAACGGAACCACCAGAAGUGUAAACUUUGUUCAGAUAAAACCAAUCGUAAUAGCAAACAGUUCCACAUUCGCCGAGCUUGCUGCAAAGUCAGCGAACGAAGCACCCAGAGCGCUACAACAGGACAAAUUGCCAGCGAUGAUGGUCGAAAACAAAUUCAUAAAACUAUCCAUCGUCAACUCCACGACCUUCGGCAACAAAACGCGUGAACGAAAGAUUCAACAAGCGGUUGCGAAUGCGCGCCAAAACGAACUACCAAGCGCUGUCCGGGGUAAAACGCAUCGUCCGUUGACAAACACAAAAUUUGCUUCCGUCGUUGGCUACGCAAAGAAGAGUAAAAUAGGCUCCACAACACAAACGGAACUGGACGGGGAACGGAAGAAAUCGACGGCAGCCUCCUCUAAGACGGGACGAAAUAAGUAUCGAAAUUUCAAAUCACGCUGCCGUUGCGAACGCAUAUGGAACUGUGUCAGGAUACAAAUAUCGGUGGCGCGCUGUGCGCCUGAUUUUUUUAUGUGCUGUUUUUGAAUGGGAUUCCAUUGCCACGCGUA